Molecule: messenger RNA, 1122 nt
Organism: Thermothielavioides terrestris NRRL 8126
Lineage: Eukaryota; Fungi; Ascomycota; Sordariomycetes; Sordariales; Chaetomiaceae
Exons: 3
Coding region: 1-1122 (373 amino acids)
Biological process (GO): secondary metabolic process
Cellular component (GO): cytoplasm; cytosol
Molecular function (GO): hydrolase activity; carboxy-lyase activity
Source: RefSeq, a predicted model, not a curated record
AUGUACGUUGGCACAACUUUCUUCCGGCGCGUCGCGCCGUCGUGCUACGACGCGGCCGCCCGCCUGCGCGACAUGGACGCCGCCGGCGUCGACGUGCAGGUGCUCAGCACCGUGCCCGUGCUCUUCUGCUACGACGCCCCGCCUCGCCCCGCGGCCCUGCUCGCCCGCGCCCUCAACGACCACCUCGCGGCCGUGUGCGCCGCCCAUCCGGACCGCUUCGUCGGGCUCGCCACGCUGCCGCUGCAGGACUGUGCCGCUGCCGUCGAGGAGCUCGAUCGGGUGCGUCGGAUGCCCGGGGUGGUGGGGGUGCAGAUUGGCACGAGCGUGGAAAGGGGCCGGGAUGAGGUGGGAGGGGUGGUGAUGCUGGAUGAUGAGCGGCUGGAGGGGUUCUGGGCGGCGUGCGAGCGGUGGGACGUGCCUGUGUUUGUGCACCCGCUGGGGUACGCGUUGACGAGGGAGAAUCAGGGGCGGUGGGGGCGGUACUGGAGCUCGUGGCUGGUGGGCAUGCCGUGCGAGACGGCGCUGGCGAUGCAUGCGGUGAUGUCGUCCGGGCUGCUGGUCAGGCAUCCGGGGCUGAGGCUGUGCUUUGCGCACGGCGGGGGCGCGUUCCCGGCGCUGCUGGGCAGGAUACAGCAUGGCUUCGACUGCCGGCCGGAUCUGGUGGCGACGCGGGCAUGCGGCGUGACGCCGACGGAGCAUUUCAUGGGGACGGCGCCGAUAUGGAUCGACUCGCUGAUGCAUGACCCCGACCUGAUGGAAUAUGUCAUCCGCAAACUUGGGCCGGGAGGGGCAGAGCGCAUUGUUCUGGGAAGCGACUAUCCAUUCCCGCUGGGCGAGGUCCCGGUGGCAGGCAAGAUGCUCACCGAAGAUGAACGGCUUGCGCGAUUCAUCACCUGGGAGGAGCGGGCCGGGGUUCUGGCGAAGAACGCCAUCCGGUUUCUGAAGCUUGGGAACGACUUUGAGAACAGAUUCGAGAAACGGCUACGGAAGGCCGCCUGGAGACAUCGCGAUAGCGCCGUUGAGUUGGACGAGGUGGACGAAUCGGAGGCUUUCGCCAAGGGGAACGUGCUGCCCGCAGUUCACGACUCGGAAGACUCUUCUCUCGGGAGUGGAAACUCGUAA